This is a messenger RNA of Pan troglodytes (chimpanzee), 1818 nucleotides long. It is a transcript of the gene HYAL4, whose product is annotated as hyaluronidase 4. Gene Ontology annotation, cellular component: cytoplasmic vesicle. Gene Ontology annotation, biological process: carbohydrate metabolic process; hyaluronan catabolic process. Bases 52 to 1482 code for a protein of 476 amino acids. The transcript is spliced from 3 exons. Lineage: Eukaryota; Metazoa; Chordata; Mammalia; Primates; Hominidae. Gene Ontology annotation, molecular function: hyalurononglucosaminidase activity. The record is from RefSeq and is a predicted model, not a curated record.
GUCUUCUAGAGUGCACUAAAGCAGAAGAUAACAUUAGAUUUUUAUCUUACCAUGAAAGUAUUAUCUGAAAGACAGUUAAAGCUUUGUGUUGUUCAACCAGUACAUCUCACUUCAUGGCUCCUUAUAUUUUUUAUUCUAAAGUCUAUCUCUUGUCUAAAACCUGCUCGACUUCCAAUUUAUGAAAGGAAACCUUUUAUAGCUGCUUGGAAUGCUCCAACAGAUCAGUGUUUGAUAAAAUAUAAUUUAAGACUAAAUUUGAAAAUGUUUCCUGUGAUUGGAAGCCCACUGGCCAAGGCCAGGGGGCAACAUGUCACUAUAUUUUAUGUCAACAGAUUGGGAUACUAUCCGUGGUAUACAUCACAAGGGGUCCCCAUUAAUGGAGGUCUCCCACAGAACAUAAGUUUACAAGUACAUCUGGAAAAAGCUGACCAAGAUAUUAAUUAUUACAUCCCUGCUGAAGAUUUCAGUGGACUUGCUGUUAUAGAUUGGGAAUAUUGGCGACCACAGUGGGCCCGGAACUGGAACGCAAAAGAUGUUUACAGACAGAAGUCAAGAAAGCUGAUUUCCGAUAUGGGAAAGAAUGUAUCAGCUACCGAUAUUGAAUAUUUAGCCAAAGUGACCUUUGAAGAAAGUGCAAAAGCUUUCAUGAAGGAAACCAUCAAAUUGGGAAUUAAGAGCCGACCCAAAGGCCUUUGGGGUUAUUAUUUAUAUCCUGAUUGCCACAAUUAUAACGUUUAUGCCCCAAACUAUACUGGGUCAUGCCCAGAAGACGAAGUCUUGAGGAACAAUGAGCUCUCUUGGCUCUGGAACAGCAGUGCUGCUUUAUAUCCUUCUAUCGGUGUCUGGAAAUCCCUUGGAGACAGUGAAAACAUUUUGCGCUUCUCCAAAUUUCGUGUGCAUGAAUCCAUGAGGAUCUCCACCAUGACAUCUCAUGAUUAUGCUCUGCCUGUAUUUGUCUACACAAGGCUAGGGUACAGAGAUGAACCUUUAUUUUUCCUUUCUAAGCAAGAUCUAGUCAGCACCAUAGGAGAAAGUGCUGCCUUGGGAGCUGCAGGCAUUGUUAUUUGGGGAGACAUGAAUUUAACUUCAUCCAAGGCCAACUGUACAAAGGUGAAGCAGUUUGUGAGUUCUGAUUUAGGGAGCUACAUAGCCAAUGUGACCAGAGCUGCUGAGGUAUGCAGCCUUCACCUCUGCAGGAACAACGGGAGGUGCAUAAGGAAGAUGUGGAACGCGCCCAGUUACCUUCACUUGAACCCCGCAAGUUACCACAUAGAGGCCUCUGAGGACGGGGAGUUUACUGUGAAAGGAAAAGCAUCUGAUACAGACCUGGCAGUGAUGGCAGAUACAUUUUCCUGUCAUUGUUAUCAGGGAUAUGAAGGAGCUGAUUGCAGAGAAAUAAAGACGGCUGAUGGCUGCUCUGGGGUUUCCCCUUCUCCUGGUUCACUAAUGACACUUUGUCUACUGCUUUUAGCAAGUUAUUGAAGCAUUCAGUUGUGAGAUAAUUGAGUUUAAAGGGAAUUGUGUGGCCUUUAGCCUAGUCAUUUAAAGAAGGAUGUAACUUAUAACAUUUUUUUCUCUUAUGAAUUCUAUUGAGAGAUAUUAUAAGUAGACAUUAUGUAUGUCACUUAACAUAAACAGAAACAUUAUUUUAUUUGCCUCCAAUCUGGCUAGGAAACCAGAUCUGGAGUAAAGUCAAUGUACACUUCCUCCUUAUUGGAAUAUUUAAGUUGCAUUUAAACUAAAACUAGUAUAAUUUAGUCUUUUCAUGAAUGUACAUACAUAAAAUUAUACAUAAAAAAUUAAAUUAUUCAUUUCAAA